Molecule: messenger RNA, 924 nt
Organism: Neurospora tetraspora
Lineage: Eukaryota; Fungi; Ascomycota; Sordariomycetes; Sordariales; Sordariaceae
Product: putative ribosomal protein L12
Exons: 5
Coding region: 253-750 (165 amino acids)
Biological process (GO): translation
Cellular component (GO): ribosome; cytosolic large ribosomal subunit
Molecular function (GO): large ribosomal subunit rRNA binding; structural constituent of ribosome
Source: RefSeq, a predicted model, not a curated record
GGCGAACGUAGCGGUUGCAGCACGGCGCUAACCGAAGCAUGAAACGGGAUGGAUUGUGGCUGAAAGCUGUCAUUUUGUGGCUGGUACCCCGCCAAAAGCACCAGCCACACACAGCCAAAAUCUUAGGGCAGGCAGGUUCAGAUCCCACAAUUGGGAUUUUUUCGAUUUCGUUGUUGUCUUGGAUCCUCGGUACGGUCUCCUCCUUCCCACGAACACCAUCCAAGUGCAUCUUGACAAUCACCAGCCGUCACCAUGCCUCCCAAGUUUGAUCCUAAUGAGGUGAAGGUUAUCACCCUCCGGGCCACCGGUGGUGAGGUUGGUGCCUCGUCGGCUCUUGCCCCCAAGAUCGGUCCUCUUGGUCUCUCCCCCAAGAAGGUCGGAGAAGAUAUCGCCAAGGCUACUGGUGACUGGAAGGGUCUCCGCGUGACCGUCAAGCUCACCAUCCAGAACCGUCAGGCGGCCGUCUCCGUCGUCCCUACCGCCUCCGCGCUCGUCAUCCGUGCGCUCAAGGAGCCCCCUAGGGACCGCAAGAAGGAGAAGAACAUCAAGCACAACAAGUCUGUUUCGCUUGAUGAGAUCAUCGAGAUCGCCCGCACCAUGCGCUUCAAGUCCUUCUCCAAGGAGCUUAAGGGCACCGUCCUCGAGGUUCUCGGUACCGCUUUCUCCGUCGGCUGCCAGGUCGAUGGCAAGAGCCCCAAGGCCGUCCAGGAGGCUAUCCACGCCGGCGAGAUCGAUAUCCCCGAGGAGUAAAUGUCGGCCACAAAAGGUCGGAUUGGGAUUCUUGGCAUGUGUUUAGGAGUUCAGGGCUUGCUUUACGAUCAGGCUUGCCAAACGACGGCAAAUCAAAAAUCACCAAAGACGAUUUGAAGGCCGAGCCGUCGUGUUCCUCGCCUUUAUGAUGUGUGCACUUUGUAUACAGCCGUC